Messenger RNA from Abrus precatorius (Indian licorice), 2431 nucleotides. RefSeq names its product folate-biopterin transporter 1, chloroplastic. The transcript has 9 exons. Gene Ontology annotation, cellular component: membrane. Lineage: Eukaryota; Viridiplantae; Streptophyta; Magnoliopsida; Fabales; Fabaceae. Bases 110 to 1756 code for a protein of 548 amino acids. The record is from RefSeq and is a predicted model, not a curated record.
AAGGACUGUGAGACUGUGAAGUGUGAACAAUAAUAAUAACAUGCUUGAAAUUUGAUUUGUUUAGCUCCUUAAUUUAAUAACACUAAUGUUAAUAAAGUAAAAUAUAAUAAUGACUUGUGUAUAUAUUUUGUCCUUAAUACCAAUCUUACCCUCCAAAUUUUCUAUUUUUUAUCCCUCUCGCACACGCCACGCGCCGAUUGUCGUUCACUCGCCGCGAUUCCGCCGGAAAUUGCCGGAAAUGGAAUUCUCCGGCACCGUUCCGAGGUCGGGCUCCUCUUUCCGACUUAACUGCAAUGAUGGUGACCCUUUGUUGGGUUCUCGUGCCGGUGCAGGAAAAGGGGAUGCUUUAACUACUGAGACUGAUCUAGAGGCAUCCUCCUCAAGUAGAAAUGCUCCUAGAAAGCAGAGAUAUCGUAUGAGCAACAUCAAAUUGUUUGGGGUAGAAUUAUCCCCAGAUAAUGUUGCUGUUGCGAUGGUAUAUUUUGUUCAAGGGGUUUUAGGACUAGCAAGGUUGGCUGUCAACUUUUACUUAAAAGAUGAUUUGCAUUUGGACCCUGCUGAGGCAGCUGUGAUUUCUGGUUUCUCUGCAUUGCCGUGGCUUGUCAAACCUCUGUAUGGGUUUAUUAGUGAUUCUGUCCCCCUCUUUGGUUAUCGAAGAAGGUCAUACCUAGUUCUAUCAGGGCUGCUUGGUGCACUCUCAUGGAGUUUGAUGGCUACUUUUGUUGAUAGCAAAUACAAUGCUGCUUUUUGCAUCCUUCUUGGAUCUCUUUCUGUUGCCUUCUCGGAUGUUGUUGUAGAUUCAAUGGUUGUGGAGAGGGCACGUGGUGAGUCACAAAGCACCUCAGGAUCUCUUCAAUCUUUAUGUUGGGGUUCUUCGGCUUUUGGUGGAAUAGUGAGUUCCUACUUCAGUGGGUCUUUGCUGGAUACAUAUGGUGUAAGGUUUGUUUUUGGCGUCACAGCAUUGCUUCCAUUGAUAACAUCUGUAGUUGCUGUUCUUGUAAAAGAACAAGCUAUCCUUGGUACAUCAACAGGGCAAAAUCUUCUUAUUGCUGGGCCAGAGUUUUUGGAAAGUUCAAAACAGAACAUUAUUCAGCUGUGGGGUUCUGUACGGCAGCCCAGUGUUUUUCUUCCCACUUUGUUUAUUUUUUUGUGGCAAGCAACUCCCCAGUCUGACUCUGCCAUGUUCUAUUUUACCACAAAUUCUCUUGGUUUUACCCCAGAGUUUUUAGGGCGUGUCAAGCUUGUUACCUCGAUUGCAUCUUUGCUUGGUGUUGGACUUUAUAAUGGAUUUCUGAAGAAUGUGCCUUUGCGGAAAAUAUUUCUUGCAACUACCAUUUUAGGUUCAGCUCUUGGGAUGACUCAGGUUUUCCUGGUUACUGGACUAAACCGGCAGUUUGGAAUAAGUGAUGAGUGGUUUGCAAUUGGUGAUUCAUUAAUUCUCACUGUUUUGAGUCAGGCAUCUUUCAUGCCCGUUCUAGUGCUAGCAGCAAGAUUAUGUCCUGAAGGAAUGGAGGCAACUCUUUUUGCAACUCUCAUGUCUGUAUCUAAUGGAGGAAGUGUUGUUGGGGGAUUGAUAGGCGCAGGUUUGACUCAACUAUUUGGAAUUACAAAGGACAGUUUUGAUAACUUGGCAGCUUUGAUAAUCCUUUGCAAUCUUAGCUCAUUAUUGCCUUUGCCUCUUCUUGGCCUUCUCCCGGGGGAUAAUCCUGACGCUAACUUGAAGGAUAAUUCCGAUAAUGAGAUGAAGUCUAAUUGAUUCUGGUUGUUUGCCACUGGCAUUUCUUAGAUUUGUCUGUCUUUGCCAAGCUGUACUCAAGUUUUGCUCUCAUUGCUUGCAAAUUCAACAGACAUCAUUACACAAGUGCAGACAGAAUUUUGUACAUAGGACAAUGCGCUAAAGUUGCUUCCACGGCCUUGUUUUAAAAACCUCUUUGAUUAUUAGGUGUCAAUUUGCAUAAGAUCAAAGUUCACUCGGAACUAAAACUGACUUUGUGGAGAAAGAACCUCGAGACAGUGCUACACAAUGUGCUCCGGAGUGGCUCACGAUAGUAAUAGUCAUCGACGACAAAGUUUUAGUCCUGUUCGAAUUUAGAACUAUCCUUCACGGGGUUUCUUUGUAGUAUGCUUUCUCCUUUUUGUUUAAUCAUGUACCCUUUUUCAUUUGUAAGAGAACAUGGGCUUUGUAGUUAUUAGCCAAUAAUCGUCUUUUGACAAUGGGAACCGAGGUUUUGGCCUUUCCUGUCGUGUUUCUAUAAGAUAUUGUAAUUGCCAAUUACCUAAAGUCGACACCGGGCACCAAGCUUUUCUUAUCUUCUAGUGGAGGGACGGUUCAUUGGGCCCAUAUCCUAUCUAAGGUUAAUUAAUUAUCUCGGGAGUUUAUCCUCAAGUCAACGUUCUCAUGUAUGGUAACAUGGAGGAUUUAUUCUGUUUC